AAAUCUUGAAUUCUCUUCAUUCCUUUAAAACGAGGUAGGUUAAAUCUUCGUUCAAAUUAUUGGAACAGGGAGUAAGCAAAUACAAGUCUUCACGAUAUCUGGUAUGAAACACAAACGAUUUUUACCCAGUUUCGUUUUUCUAAUAAAAUCUUCUGUAAAAUUGUUAUUUAAAAUUUCCAUAAGAUACAGUUCCCAGCGCUAUAUUAAUUCUAUGAUUCUCGGAUCUCUAUUCUACAUCUAUAAAACUGUUUUACGCAAUAGAUGCCUGCAAAAAUUUUCCACGGCCAAAAUCUCAACUUCGUUUGGCUUAAGUAUCAAUUUCAAUGUUGUAGCAUCGAAAAUAUCUUGCAGUGAGAGACCCAAUUUGGGAAUUUGCUGGUACCAUACAAGCCCAUCCUGUGCAAGCCCUAGUCAUCCCAUUUCGAAAUCUUCUGCAUUGUCCUUUAUCUAUUUGCCCAGACUAACCCUAGAAGAAGAGGGACUUAUCCAAAACAUCUGUGCUGCUCUCAUGCGUGACCAAUGGGAUUAUCUGGAACAAUAUGCUUCCCAAUUAAAUAAUGGCCAUUUGGUUACUGGGGUUUUGCAGCAUUUGCUCAGUAAUGCUGAUUUGUCUCUCAGAUUCUUCAUUUGGACUGAGAGAGAAAAGGGCGUCAAGCAUUCAAUCGGGUCAUAUUGUGCCAUUUUGGAAGCGCUGGUUAGAGCAGGUAGAUUUAUCUAUAUAGAGCCAUAUGUUCAUAAAAUGGCUCAAAACAAUACUGAUUCUGUGUUUGAAGUAUUGAAAUCUUUGUUAAAGACAUUCAAAGGUUGGGAUUCUGCUCCCUUCGUUUUUGAUUUACUUUACAAGAGCUACUUAUCGUCUGGUAUGGUGAAAGAAGCGCUAGAGGCCUUUCAUCAGCUGAAAAUUCAUGGAUAUUUGCCAACUGUUCUAUCCUGUAAUAAGAUACUUUCCGGGCUGGUCAAAUUAAAUUGCUUGGAACAUGCUUGGAAAUUUUAUAGAGAAAUGAUACACUAUGAAAUUUCUCCUAGCAGAUAUACUUUGAACAUAAUGAUUAAUUCUCUUUGCAAGUGGGGAGAAAUUGAGAAGGCAAUGGAUUAUUUUAGUCGAAUUGUUGCAAAUGGUUUUGUUCCCGAUAUUGUGACUUUCAAUCCUCUUAUCGAAGGACAUUGCAGUAAAGGCAAUGUGAAGGAAGCUUUGACCCUAUUCAAUGUGAUGUAUAGGAAGGGUUUAAAACCGGAUGCUAUUACUUGCAUUGCACUGAUCACUGGGUAUUGUAAAGCAAAGCAGUUUCACGAGGCAAGGAGGCUUCUAAAAAAAAUGCCCUCAAUGGGUUUGACAGCCAACCUUGCUACUUAUAAUAUGAUAUUAAAUGGCUUUUGUGAGCAAGGAAUGCUGGAUUAUGCUUUCCAAGUAAGGAACGAAAUGGUGGAGAAAGGGUUCGUACCCAAUCUGGUCACUUACACAGCACUCAUACAGAGUCUUUGCAAGAAGGAGAGGACUAGACAAGCAUUGCGGCUAUUGAAAAAGGGCAUUGCUGAAGAUGGUUUGGUGCCCGAUUGUGUUAUUUACACCAUACUGAUUCAUGGAUACUGCAAACAGGGAAAAACAAGGGAAGGCCUUUGGCUGCAGAAUGAAAUGUUGAAGAGAGGGCUCAUGCCAGAUACUAUUACUUACACUGUACUCAUCAAUGGCUUUUCAAAAAAAGGUGAGAUCAAGAAAGCAAAAGUGAUGUUCGAUGAAAUGCUGAAGAGGAAUCUGGUUCCCAAUUGUUUUACUUACACCACACUGAUUUAUGGCUUAUGCAAGAAGGGUGAUUUGUUGGAAGCUUCGGAACUUCUGGAUGAUCUCCGUGGAAAGGGUUUUGCGCUUAGCACCGUUCCUUACAAUGCACUCAUUGAUGGAUUUUGUAAGAAUGGAGAAAUGAAAAAAGCAGAGAGCCUGAAAAAUCAGAUGAUGAAAGAUGGAUUGGUUCCAGAUUCUGCCACAUACAAUAUCCUAAUUGCGGGGCACUGCAAGAAAGGUAAUAUACAGCAGGCCUUACAUUCACUUUCUGAGGCAAAAGAUGGAGGCUUUGUGCCAAAUGCGUAUGGUUAUGAUGUAGUUAUAAAUGGCCUUUGCAAGGAAGGAAACAAAAGAGAGGUGAAGCAGCUCUUCAAGGAAAUGCUUAGCAGAGAUUUAGCUCCCACAAAUGGUACAUGCUCUGCAGUAGUUAGCAGUAGCACGUUGUCUGAACAUAGCAAUAUGGUUGAUGCUUUGGAAGUUCAUGAUGCAAUGGAUGAAAAAUUCUUGUCUGAAGCAGACAACCUUCUAAAUAAACUGGACAAACAAGAUUUUCUUCCUGAUGUCAGUUGCUAUCACUUAUUAGCUAAGGAAUGCUGAAAGCGAGGUAAUUUGUAGGCAUCUAUGAAAGUAUCUAAUGAAGAAUUAGAUGGCGACUCGAGGUCUGAUAAGAGCAGCUUUAACUAGACUCGAAGAAAUGCUAAAUAUGAUUGAGGAUUGAUAUAGGGUAGGAAAACUCUUUGAGAUGCUUCGUAAUUGUGUGCUGCAAUGGUUCAUAUGGGCUCCCUGUUUUAGCUAAUCAUUUACAGUUCUAUUGUUAAUGGCCAGCGAGAGAAAUUAAACAAGUGGAAGGUAGGCUUUAUCUCAGAGGAAAUCAUGAAAAAGCAGUGGUUCCUAAUAUUUCUGCCUAUAUUGAAUUCAUUGAUGGUUUCUCCAAGAAGGGCAAUAUUUAGGAGGAUGUGCAGGUACAUGAUGAAAUGUUGUAAAGGGUUUGACAAUGUAUGCUAAUAUGUCAAGUCAAAUUAUUUUCAUCCCUUAAAUCGGAAUUUUUUUCUUUUUUUGAUAAAUUUCCCUUAAUGGGAUCCCCUGCCUUCAAUGCCAUGAGUGGGGUAUCUCUUUUGUCAAAUUCACUUAAGACUUGCACCUAUUCCACAAUUGAUGUGAUAGUUUAUCAGAUAUCCUGUUCAAACAUUCAACAUUUGUACGCAUUAGCAUGUAACAUGCCUCACAGGGAUUUUAACACGUGUCACCACUGUAGAAUCCUUGAUGAUUACAACUUUAGCUCAUCCCUUUCAGACAAAAAAUCAGAGCAUUUUAACAAUGGUGACCUCUGCGAAAUUCUGCUUCUUACUGCAUCACAUCCUUGAUGCUGACUAAAAGUUACUGCCCGGGUAGAUUUAAUAUGCUUUACUACUGCAUGGUAAAAGAGCACAAAGAUUCUUUAUACCAGUAUGGAGGAUGCUUGACAGAUGCUAUAUUUACUUUUUGGAGAAUGAAUUAGUGUGGAUGCUAAUGACUAAUCAAAGGUCUGUGUUAACAUUGGAAGAUCCAAGCAGCAGGGACCAAUGGCUGAAUGAGAUCAUGUAGACACCGCCGACGGUCAUAGUCUCUUACACAUAGAAUCAGCAUCAUAACAGAUAUCUCUUAUAUAUGAGAUACCAAGCAGAACAAUGUUAGCAUUGGAAGAUCCAAGACUUAUGAAUCAGUGGCUUAGUGAGACCAGACAGACACUGAGUCGUUAAGCUUGUAAAGAGUGGAAAGCUUCGAUAUCAGGAUUUUCUGAUGAGAAUUAUCAUGGAAACAGUUUCUGGUCCAGUGCCAAGUCAGAUUUCUGUUUCGUAUGAAACUCCAUGCAGGAUUUUGUCAGCACUGGAAGAUAUAAGGGAUAAGGACCAAUGACCGAAUGAGACCAGACAAACCCUGGGGAGGUUUUCCUUUAUUCCUUGCAUUCAGGCACAAAGUAUCAUGUUAGGGAAGAAGUAUUGCCUUAGUACAGUUUGAUUUAGCAUGGAAUCAGGGGGAGCUUAAAAAAAUCAGAUUUUUCUAAAAGUGAAUUUGUAAAUAAGGUGAACCUGUACUGAGUUAUUAUAAUUGAACUAAUGGAUAGAGCAAAACUUUAGCAUCAAGUUCUAAUGGGAAUUUGCAGUGGAACUCGGUAUCCAGUGCCACACAAUGUUGCAUUUCUUUUUGAGAUGGGAUUUCAGGUUGAAAUCCGUUGGUUGGAUAAGAUGACUGUGGGAGGCCAGACAGGCACUGAUGAUGUAUUAGCAUCACCAGAAGUGUUUAUUCAUAGUGUAAUUCAAGGAAGUGUAGGAAGAUAUCAAUCUUGUGAUGAGUUGGCAGUUCAUUAAACAGAGUUAAGAAAUGCAAGAUUAUACGACAAUUGAGAGGAAUAAUAGAGUUAUUCAAAGGUUCGAAGGAA
This is a messenger RNA of Cryptomeria japonica (Japanese cedar), 4199 nucleotides long. RefSeq names its product pentatricopeptide repeat-containing protein At4g26680, mitochondrial. The record is from RefSeq and is a predicted model, not a curated record. The transcript is spliced from 3 exons. The coding region runs from base 104 to 2377 and encodes 757 amino acids. Lineage: Eukaryota; Viridiplantae; Streptophyta; Pinopsida; Cupressales; Cupressaceae. Gene Ontology annotation, molecular function: protein binding.